CCCUCGUUGGAUGGUCGAUUGCAGACGACUGUGUACGAAGGAGAGAGAGAGAGAGAGAGGGGGAGCAGCAGAGUGAAGGGUCAGAGAGGGGAGCUGUUAAAGCCAUCCAUCGGUUCCUUUCUGGAGACGCUAUCGGAUUUCGCCGCGGCUGAGAUCGGAGGAGGAGGUUGCUAGCUCUUAAGGGUCCGGGUUGCGGUCUCGGUUUUCUAGAUUCUUCUUCGUUGUCUUCGUCUUCGUUGAUUCAUCUGUGGAGUGGAUUCGAGGGUUUCCGGAGGAGGAGGGGUUCGAGGGAGGGAGCUUGGGGUCUACGGUGGUGUGGUUCUGGAUUUGGGGUUUGGGAACGUGUUGACUGGUUUUUUGUGGAGAUCGGUGGCGGAUGAGGGGACUUUGUGAGUGAUUCGUCUCACCUGGAAUGGCGUCGUCGGAGGUGUCGAUCAAAGGAAGCGGUAGCAACGGGAGGGGCGAGAGCUUCUCCUCCGCGUGCAGCGAGCCGAGUAAUGGCGGGAUCGGUAGGAAGGCGGGGCAUGAAGUGCCGAGGGGGUAUGGCGCGUUUAGCGCGGGGGAUGAAGACAUGGAAGAUGCUCUGUACAACGAGCUUUGGCACGCUUGCGCUGGCCCUCUAGUUACUGUUCCGCGGCAAGGCGAGAAGGUGUUCUACUUCCCACAGGGUCACAUCGAGCAGGUAGAGGCGUCAACUAAUCAGGUGUCGGAUCAACAGAUGCCGAUAUACAAGCUUCCGUCGAAGAUCCUAUGUACAGUUAUUAACAUUCAAUUGAAGGCGGAGCUGGACACCGAUGAGGUCUUCGCCCAGAUGACAUUGGUUCCAGAAUCAUCGCAAAAUGAGAACGAGUUGUCAGUGGAUCCGCCACAACCUCCACCUGUACGUCCUCGCGUUCAUUCUUUUUGUAAGACCUUGACAGCCUCGGAUACGAGCACCCAUGGUGGGUUCUCAGUGCUGAGAAGGCAUGCAGACGAGUGCCUCCCGCCUCUGGAUAUGUGUAGGCAACCUCCGAGUCAGGAGCUGGUGGCGAAGGAUUUGCAUGGAAAAGAGUGGAGUUUCCGGCAUAUAUUCCGAGGUCAGCCCCGGCGACAUCUGCUUCAGAGUGGCUGGAGUGUCUUUGUUAGCUCUAAGAGGCUUGUUGCUGGAGAUGCUUUUAUUUUCCUAAGAGGAGAAAAUGGUGAACUUCGUGUGGGAGUAAGGCGUGCUAUGAGACAGCAGAGCAAUGUUCCAUCUUCAGUCAUUUCAAGUCACAGCAUGCACCUUGGCGUCCUUGCUACAGCAUGGCAUGCUAUACAAACUAGCACCAUGUUUACUGUGUAUUACAAACCAAGGACUAGCCCUUCAGAAUUUAUAGUGCCAUUUGCACAAUACAUGGAGUCCAUAAAAUGCAACUAUUCUAUUGGAAUGAGAUUCAAAAUGAGAUUUGAAGGUGAAGAGGCACCUGAACAAAGGUUUACAGGUACCAUUGUUGGCAUUGGUGAUUUUGAUCCCACUAGGUGGCCUGAUUCAAAGUGGAGAUGCCUCAAGGUGAGAUGGGAUGAAACAUCUUCUGUUCCUCGCCCAGAAAGAGUUUCUCCAUGGCAAAUUGAGCCUGCAUUGGCUCCUGUUGCUCUAAAUCCACUUCCUUCGAGACCUAAGAGGCCCAGACCCAAUGUAGUACCCUCAUCUCCGGACUCUUCUGCUCUUACUAGAGAAGGCCCUGCUAAGGUUGCAGUUGACCCUGUGCAAGUCCAUGGAUUUUCAAGGGUCUUGCAAGGUCAAGAAAUAACGACCUUGCGUGGAACUUUUGCUGACAGCAGUGAAUCAGACAAUGUCCAGAAGCCAGUUGCACGGCCACUUUUGCAAGAUGAUGAUAAAAUGGAUGCUUCGUCCUUACCAAAAUUGAGUUCUGAGAAUUGGAUGUCAUUGUUCAGGCAGGAGGCCUCUUAUUCUGAUAUGUUGGGUUUCAGAACUCCAGUCGAUGAUGCACACAGGUUUGGUGUACCAUUUGCUGACCAAUCCCAUGAGGAAAAUAAUCCUUUAGCAAGGCAGUUUCAAGAACAAGGAAGUAAGUUUCAGCCACAGGGUAGCUCCUGGUCUGUAUUGCAUCCUGCUUCAUUGACGAGGGAUUCAAGCUCAAGAUUGGCAACGAGUACCAAUGAUUUGCCUUAUCAGAAAUCUGGAAAUUUCCUAUGCAAUAGGCCAAGUGGAUACUCUGUUGUACCUAAUUCAACAGCUGAGCCACAACCAGGUAACUGGUUAAUAUCUUCAUCUUCUCACCUGGAAGUUGCAUCUCAUCCAGUUGUAGGGAUGUCUCAGAGUAGUCCCUUUGCACAACCAGAGUCUGCUAAAUCUAAGGGUGAAGGAAACUGCAAGCUGUUUGGCAUACAUCUUACUAAUAGUUCUCAUCAACCUGAACCUUCCUUCUCACAUGGGAAGAUAGCAGAUGAAGGCAUGUUAGCUUUCCGCAAACCUCAAGCACUGGAGCCAGAUCAACUAUCAGAGCCUUCUAAAUGUACAAAAUCAGUAGAUACUUUAUGCAGUGACAGUGAUCAAGAGAAGGCAUGUCAGCCAUGUCAGCAGCAUUCAAGAGAUGCUCAUAGCAAACCUCUAUGCAGUUCAACCAGGAGUUGUACAAAGGUACACAAGCAAGGGAGUGCGCUUGGAAGAUCUGUAGACCUUAACAAGUUUAGUGGUUAUAAUGAGUUGAUUGCAGAGUUGGAUCGUAUGUUUGAGUUCCAAGGGGAUCUUAUGAACCCGAGCAAAGGUUGGCUCGUGGUUUACACUGAUAAUGAAGGAGACAUGAUGCUUGUGGGGGAUGAUCCAUGGCAAGAAUUCUGUAGCAUGGUCCGCAAAAUUUUCAUUUAUACCCGUGAGGAGGUUCAAAAGAUGAGCCCUGGAUCCAUUAAUGCUAAGGUUGAAGAAAGUUCUGCCGCUGAAGGUAGGACCACAGUCAGAGAUCCUAAAAGUAACGCCAUGCCUACAACAGCUGCUUCCGACAACUAGCUACUCGUCAACUGGUUGCAGGACUUUUUUGUUAUUUUUCAAUUCCGGACAUAAUCGCCGCAUCAGAGUGCUGUUUUGUUGCUGGUGCCUCUUCUCCCUAGUCUCUACUGUGUGUGUAGUGAGGAGGUGCUGUAAUAUCUCAGUUUUGCUUUAUAUACCGUAUCUCUACUUGUGCUAAGCGAGGUAAGGGCUGCCUUGCUGUCCCUCGAAACUGGUGGUUGUAUAUAGCUUCUUGCUUUUUGCCCUUAGCCCCUAUGGUAAUUCAUAAUAACCUUUCCCACGAAGUGCUUGCGCCCUUCCUGAUGUUCUGCAGUAGCGCCGGCUUUCCUGUUUUUGCCUGAUUGUGCAUGUAAAUUUGCUCGUGAAGGAAAUCAGGGGAAAGAAUUGCAAUUUCACAUGGUCUUUGUAUGUUACGGAGCAUGUUUUAUGUAUUGAAGAAAAGCGGAACUCACGAGUCAUCUUCCCAUGGGUCUAUUGCAGCUGUGUGUGGGGGAGUCCCGUAUAUUCAUUUUUCAUUUCAGAGCUUCUGUACAUUGCUUGCUCUAGAUAUAUAUAAUUUUUUACUAACAA
This is a messenger RNA of Nymphaea colorata (pocket water lily), 3556 nucleotides long. RefSeq names its product auxin response factor 2. NCBI's taxonomy places the organism in Eukaryota, Viridiplantae, Streptophyta, Magnoliopsida, Nymphaeales, Nymphaeaceae. Gene Ontology annotation, biological process: regulation of DNA-templated transcription; response to hormone. Gene Ontology annotation, cellular component: nucleus. The record is from RefSeq and is a predicted model, not a curated record. Gene Ontology annotation, molecular function: protein binding; DNA binding. The transcript is spliced from 16 exons. The coding region runs from base 413 to 2986 and encodes 857 amino acids.